AGCGACAGGCUCACCGCGAGGCCGUGAUGAGCGUGAUGGAGGACCUAUCAGAGGGGAACUUCCAGAAAGAGGAGGGUCCACCCAGCCCAGCUCCACCCCCGCCUCCGCCCCAGCAACACACCGCCCCUGCCUCCCCCACCGUCGCCAUGACGCCAGAACCACUGCCCGUUGCCAGGGGAGAACGAGCCAGGCCUAGAGAGUUGGAGUACCAGGACGGCCGGGGCUUCGGGAUAGGGAUGCUGGUGUUUGGGAAGCUGCGAGGCUUCUCUUGGUGGCCCGGCAGGAUCGUGUCCUGGUGGAUGAGCGGAAGGAGCCGCGCUGCAGAGGGGACGCGCUGGGUCAUGUGGUUUGGAGACGGGAAGUUCUCUGUGGUGUGUGUAGAGAAGCUGAUGCUCCUAAGCUCCUUUUCCUCAGCCUUCCACCAGCCCACCUACAACAAGCAGCCCAUGUACAGGAGAGCCAUCUACGAGGCCCUGCAGGUUGCGAGUACCAGGGCAGGUCGGCCCCUCCCUGCCUGUGAUGCAGGUGACGAGUUGGAGGGCCAGGGGGUGGAGCUACAGAACAGACAGAUGAUAGAAUGGGCCAUGACGGGCUUCCUGCCGAGCGGACCACAGGGACUGGACCCUCCAGAAGAGGAGAGGAACCCCUAUAAGGAGGUGUAUCCAGAGAUGUGGGCGGAGCCCGAGGCUGCAUACACCCCUCCUCCUGCCAAGAAGCCCCGCAAGAACUCUGCUGACAAACCCAAGAUCAGAGAGGUCAUCGAUGAAGGGACCAGAGAGAGACUCAUCUUUGAAAUUCGACAGAAGAGCAGGAAUAUUGAAGACAUCUGCAUCUCCUGUGGAAGCCUCAACGUGUCUCUGGAGCACCCGCUCUUCAUGGGGGCCAUGUGCCAGGGCUGCAAGAACUGCUUCCUGGAGUGUGCGUACCAGUAUGAUGACGAUGGCUACCAGUCCUACUGCACCAUCUGCUGUGGCGGCAGGGAGGUGCUCAUGUGUGGCAACAACAACUGCUGCAGGUGUUUCUGUGUGGAGUGUGUAGAUCUGCUAGUGGGAGUGGGCUCUGCAGAAGUGGCCAUUAAAGAGGAUCCAUGGAACUGCUACAUGUGUGGACCACGCAACACGAAAGGGUUGCUACAGCGACGGGAAGACUGGCCCUCUAGGCUCCAGCUGUUCUUCGCCAACAACCACGAGCAGGACUUUGAACCUGCCAAGUUGUACCCCCCAGUGUCAGCUGAGAAAAGGCAGCCAAUCAGAGUGCUCUCUCUGUUUGACGGAAUAGCCACAGGUCUGUUGGUGCUGAGGGAUCUGGGGAUCCAGGUAGACAGGUAUGUGGCAUCAGAGGUGUGCGAGGAUUCCAUCACCGUGGGGAUCGUUCGUCACCAUGGACGCAUCAUAUAUGUCGGAGAUGUACGCAACGUCACACACAAACAUAUUCAGGAGUGGGGGCCGUUUGACCUGGUGAUAGGAGGAAGCCCUUGCAAUGACCUUUCCAUCGUCAACCCUGCCCGUAAGGGCCUCUUUGAAGGGACUGGAAGGCUGUUUUUUGAGUUUUACCGGCUGCUUCAUGAAGCAAGGCCCAAACCAGGCGACGAGCGGCCCUUCUUCUGGCUCUUUGAGAACGUGGUUGCCAUGGGAGUCAGCGACAAGAGAGACAUCUCCCGCUUCCUUGAGUGUAACCCGGUGAUGAUUGAUGCUAAGGAGGUGUCCGCCGCACACCGAGCUCGCUACUUCUGGGGGAAUCUUCCAGGCAUGGGCAGACCUCUCUCUGCGAUGGUGAACGACAAGCUGGACUUACAGGAGUGUCUGGAGCAUGGACGCAUGGCUAAGUUUGAGAAGUUGCGUACGAUAACAACGCGCUCUAACUCUGUGAAGCAGGGGAAAGACCAGCACUUCCCCGUCUACAUGGACAACAAGGAGGACAUUCUCUGGUGUACUGAGAUGGAGAGGGUGUUUGGCUUCCCGGUCCACUACACAGACGUGUCCAACAUGAGCCGCCUGGCCCGCCAGAGGCUGCUGGGUCGCUCCUGGAGCGUGCCCGUCAUACGCCACCUCUUCGCUCCUCUCAAGGAGUACUUCGCCUGCAACUAGACACACACACACACAAACACACACAACUGUGGACUGACUUUUAACCGUACACACAAAAUACACACACAUACGUCAUACAGAGAUAUCACACUAGACUGACCCUACAGACGUCAUACACACACACUUCCUCCAUCUUGUACAGGACUACGUCUCCCAGAGCUUGUAAACUACUGGCUGACCCGAACCUCGGUGCUGACCAAUCACACACCAGAAGUGAGAAACAAGCUCCUCCCACCAGAUAGAGUCUCCACAUAGCCUGCUGUUUUACUCUGUCUGGUUUCAGGGCUGAUCAUUGCUAUGGUUGGGUACUUUGUUUUUACCAGUCUUCUUCACUGUGUGUGUGUGUGUGUGUGUGUGUGGUAGCUGUAGUUGAAAGGACCCCCCCGUGCUAUAAUCAACACACGCCUGCACACACACGCACCAAAUCUGUCAGACACAACUGUUUCCUUCUUGUACACACUCAAAACACUGGUAGUGACUGUGUGUGCUGUGACUCACACCUGCGUGGGCACACACACACACACACAUACAAACAAACAUAUACACUUACACAUAUUUGCUGUACUGUACUUGUGGAACAUCCAGAG
Messenger RNA from Osmerus eperlanus (European smelt), 2674 nucleotides. RefSeq names its product DNA (cytosine-5)-methyltransferase 3A-like. NCBI's taxonomy places the organism in Eukaryota, Metazoa, Chordata, Actinopteri, Osmeriformes, Osmeridae. Gene Ontology annotation, cellular component: nucleus; cytoplasm. The transcript is spliced from 17 exons. Gene Ontology annotation, biological process: negative regulation of DNA-templated transcription. Gene Ontology annotation, molecular function: methyltransferase activity. Bases 27 to 2087 code for a protein of 686 amino acids. The record is from RefSeq and is a predicted model, not a curated record.